AUGAACAAUAAUUAAACUUUUUGGACUCUACUUGUAAUAUAAAUUAAUAAACUAUUGAUAUUGAAACUUAAUAUGUAAUUGAAUCCAUAAGAGCAUCAAUAAGUUUUAAUAAAUCAAUUAAUAGUUUUGACGUAGAUUCUUUAAAAUUUAAUAUAGAUCCAUAAAAGCAGGAAGACCAUAUUAAUAAAAUAUUAAUAUACUGUAAAACAGAAAAUCUAGAGCAGAAUUUAGCCUAUAGAAUGAGAAUUAAAAGCUUUUUGUGUCAAUUAGGGGAAUUUUAUUUUUUUCUGGAUGUCAAAAAUGUUAAUCAGAAUAAGGAUCUUAUUCUGUUACUUAUAAUAGUACAAAAUGUUCUGUUUUUGAUAAAAAUAAAUUUGAAGCCAUAACAUCUAAUAAAAUUUAAUUAGAAUCUGGAUUUAGGAGGCCUAGUUAGAUUACUGAUAAUGUAGAAUUAUGCUAUAAAAAUUGAAGUCUUUGUUUGGGAGGAUGGAAUUUUGGCGAUGAUUUAUGUUAUAAAGGACAUAUAGGAGGAUUGUGUGAAGAAUGUGAUAGAUUUAAUGUAAGAGGAGAAGGAUAAUUCUUUAAAAACUAUUAACAAUUGGAUUGUAAAUAGUGUGAAUAGCUUUUAAAGGGAAUAAUAGCUUUUUUCUAAUAUCAAUAUGGUAAAUAUGAUUAAUAUUUUGUUAGGGCAAUCCUUCUACUUUAUUAACUAGUCAAAAAUAUUGAAAAAACUAAUUAACUAUAUGUAUAUUUAAAGCCUAGAUCAAAUUAAAAUUUUGCUGAAUUUUUGUUUAAACUCAAUUAAGGUAUUAUAAAUUUUUAACAUUAGAUCAUGAAAGCAUUUUACUAAAAUUAUUUUUAAAUUAUUUUUGUGUUUUUUCUCUCAUUUUUACAUUCAAUAUUUAUUUUUCAAUCUCUUUAGAUUUUGUAAAACCCUCAAAUGAUACUUCAUUUUUAUGGUUAAUAAUUUUGAAUAUUUUUUAGCUGAAAUUUAAGUUAUCUAAUUAAUUUAUUGUAGAAUUUUAAUAAUGUUCGGACUUAUGCUUUUUAGAUAUUAAUUAUCUUUUUUGGAUUUUAACUACUAUAAAUUUUAGAAUAGAAUUAUAUCUAAAAUUAUGUAUCCUUGAUUAAUUAGAAAAAUUAUUAUAUUUUUUAGAUUUAUUUCAAUUUUGGCAAUUCGAAAAAUAUCAGAUUAAAACUAUAUAUCAGGUGAUGAAUCUCUAAUUUAUGAAUCUAAAAAUCAUAUCUCAUGGAUUUAUGGAUUUUUAAUUCCUGGAUAUAUUAACAUAAUAAAAUAAAAUUUAGAAGACAUAUAGGAUUUUUAUUUAAUGA
Messenger RNA from Paramecium pentaurelia, 1332 nucleotides. The record is from the annotation of a GenBank genome assembly. Lineage: Eukaryota; Ciliophora; Oligohymenophorea; Peniculida; Parameciidae.